AUGGCCAUGGAGCAAAAGCCUGACCAUUCGGUCGCUGAAGCUUGGCGCUCGAUGGAUUUUCACGGUUUAUCAGAUGGCUGCCACCUGGACGACUCCCACGGGACACCACGAACAUUUACCAUCGUUGAACCCCCGGCGCAGCUGUCCACCGACACCAGCACCUUUCACAUUCGGGAUCCGGCCCUCCAUGAUGUUUUCCCUGACGGGGGUGCCCGGUCCUGGUUUGUGGUACUGGGGUCAUUUUUUCUGUUGAUGAGUAGCUACGGCAUGAUGAACUCGACAGGUGUUUUGCAGAGCUACUUUGCGAGCCACCAGCUCGCGGACUAUUCGAGCAGUAUCAUCGGGUGGAUUCCGGGGUUGUUUGUUUUCUGCGGCCUUAGUCUGAGUGCCCAGAUCGGACCGUUAUUUGAUCGAUACGGACCAACAGGUAUCCUGAUCGCAGGGACGGCGUGCUACGUGGCGGGCCUACUACUCAUGGCGGAGUGUCGGCUCUACUGGCAAUUCAUCCUCGCCUUUGGCGUCCUCACAGGGACGGGAGCCGCACUGCUAAGCACGGCCGCCAUGGCCGCCGUUCCCCACUGGUUCGACCGGCGUGUCGGUGCCGCCAUGGGGACCGCGAUGGCCGGUGCCGGACUCGGAGGCGUGGUAUUCCCAUGGGUACUCCGGACCGGCUUCACGAACCUCGGAUUCAAAUGGACGAUCCGACUGGUGGCAUUGAUUGUGGCCAUCAUGUGCGCCCUGGGCAUUGCAUUUGUCCGAUCGCGUCUGCCCCGAGGCCAAAGCAAACCGAGCAUCAACCUGCGAGCAUUCCAAGAUUCUCGAUUCACCUGGUUGACCAUCGGAACAUUCAGCUUGGAACUAGAAGUCUUCGCCUGUCUCGGCCUCUACCCGACCUACGCCGUGAUGCAAGGCUUCAGCACCACCACCAGCAUCAUCCUCCUCUCGAUUCUGAAUGUAUUCUCCACCAUCGGCCGCCUCAUCGCCGGCACCAUCGCCGACAAAUACGGCCGCAUCAACACGCAAGUCGGCCUCAUCACUCUCGGCGCCUUUUCCAUCUUCGCCAUCUGGCUCCCGUUCGGCCAUCGUCUCGUGGGAUUGUACCUGUUCAGUGGGAUCUACGGGAUGGCGUCGGGGUCGUUUCUCAGUCUCGCGCCCGCGUGCAUCGGACAGAUUUCUCGGGCGAGUGAAGUCGGUGGACGGUUUGGGUUGUGUUAUUUGGCUGUUAGUUUUGCGACGUUGAUAAGUAUCCCCAUCGGCGGCGAAAUGAUCGAGACGGUGGGGACCCACGCCAUGGUGGGGUUUCUGGGGGGGGUGUUGGUGGUGGCGAUGGGGUUGUUUGGGAUGGCACGGUGGUCGUGUUUGGGGUAUCGGUGGCGGUGGCAUGCUAAGAUUUAA
Aspergillus ibericus CBS 121593 is the source of this 1395-nucleotide messenger RNA. Its product is annotated as monocarboxylate permease. Gene Ontology annotation, cellular component: fungal-type vacuole membrane. Gene Ontology annotation, molecular function: transmembrane transporter activity. The transcript is spliced from 4 exons. NCBI's taxonomy places the organism in Eukaryota, Fungi, Ascomycota, Eurotiomycetes, Eurotiales, Aspergillaceae. The record is from RefSeq and is a predicted model, not a curated record. Bases 1 to 1395 code for a protein of 464 amino acids. Gene Ontology annotation, biological process: transmembrane transport.